AUGACGGACCGGGAGGAGGACCAGGCUCAGCCAGAGGAAUCGAGGUCCGUGUCCUGGCAGAGCGAGAGCGUCACGUUUCCAGUCUCCAGAGAGAAGAUCUGUGCUUGGCGGAUGCUACUGAGCAUGUGCGGGAACACGGCUCUGUCUACAGACUCAUUAGCAAAACCUCUGAAGCUACUGAAGCUCUUUAACCCUUCGCUGCCCAGCACAUAUAAAAGCAGGUCCAACAAGCUCAGAUUAUCCAGGUCAUCCAAAGUGGACAAAGACAAAGAUCUUUUAGGCAAGCUGUUUGUCUUCCCUAGACUUGGCAGAAUUGACUAUGUGAAACUAGCUACAACUAAAACCACGUUCAACGCUGCGACUGUCAGUUUCAGAUUCAUCACAGAUACCACCCAGGGCUACAGCCUCUUCUCUUUGGCUACUCCCGCACACCAAAACGCUUUUAUUCUGUAUAAGCCCAAAGCAGAUGUCAUCAGGGUGCAUGUUAACGACAUGGCCACAGACUUCCUGGCCUUGCCGACUCCCCCAAACACCUGGCACAGCAUGUGUACUACCUGGAGCUCUGACGAUGGACUUUCUCAGUUGUUGUUGAACGGCAAGUUGACCAUCAAGAGAUAUGUAGCGUCUAAGAAGCCAAUCAGUGGAGUACCCAUCAUCAUGCUGGGCCAAGAGCAGGACUCCUAUGGCGGCGGUUUUGAUGCAAAACAGUCUUUCAUUGGGAUGAUGUCUAAGGUCCACAUGUGGGAUUAUGUCCUCUCACCCACUGAGCUCAGAGCCUAUGAGAAGGGUGAAAACUUCAGACCAGGAAAUGUGCUCAACUGGAGAGCCCUGGACUUUCAGCAAGUAGGGAUGGCUUCUGUGCAUGAAGAUCCUGAGCAUGUUGUAAGAUGUACUUAAAUACUCUGCUUUGAAUAAA
This is a messenger RNA of Scomber japonicus (chub mackerel), 916 nucleotides long. RefSeq names its product serum amyloid P-component-like. NCBI's taxonomy places the organism in Eukaryota, Metazoa, Chordata, Actinopteri, Scombriformes, Scombridae. The record is from RefSeq and is a predicted model, not a curated record. Bases 1 to 897 code for a protein of 298 amino acids. The transcript is spliced from 4 exons.